GAGACACCAAGCAAGACACGCGACACCGGACACGUUGAUCUCCGUAACAAGGGAAAAAAAAAGUCCAAUAUUGCGUUCCGGUGUGCGUAGUAUUAUUAGGGGGUAGACGGGUCAAACACAGCAUCGCGGACAGGUAGGUAGGUUAGAGUCGGAGAUUUCCAAGGUGGUGAGGGGGGGGCGCGAGGAGUAAGAAACAAGGUAGCAUCGAGGUCUUCAGCGCCCAUGCAUCUCAAAAGCAUGCAUAAGUAGGUAUGAAGAAAAAUGGUCCGAAUCUGCAUGACAAGUAUCGACGAAGUGGGUGGGUGGUAUUGAGUUAAUCGAGCUGAACUAACCGCCCACAAAAAUUGGCCAGGGGGGGGAGAGAGGAAUCCUGGGCCAAGGUUAAGGUUGUCAAUUGUGGCUCGAUCGAUAUUCUCAACAUCGCACUCCUCAGAUCCAGAUUCGCUCUCCGGCUCUGCUACUCGUCGGCCAUCCAUGGGGUAGUUUCAAGAGGUGGCUUCAUCUGAGAGCCAGCCCCCCCUAUUCCAUCCUCAUUCUCCCUGAUUCUUCGAAGCAUUUUUACCACGUGGUUUCCUCGCUCUUCGUGCGACCUCCCAUCUCUUCAUUCGUUCCUUAGUAAUAACACUAUACACUCAAUACAUCUGGCACAGCCUCUGUUCUACGACCAUGGAUUCUGAUAGCGAGUCGAAGGUGGCCAUGCACGCGCAGCCCGGAGUCGUUUCUUCCGUCACUUCGGCACGUGACUCUAGAGAUGAUGCUGCUCUCGCGCGUUUGGGGAAGAAACCUGUGUUGAAGAGGAACUUUGGCUUCUUGACGAUCCUGGGGUUCAGUUGCACGGUGCUCAUCACUUGGGAGGGUUCGUUGAUUACGUUCCUGGCAGGGUUACAGAAUGGCGGGCCAUCUGGAAUCAUAUACGGCUUUCUCGUUGUCUGGGUCGGGACGCUUUCCACCUUCAUCACGUUGUCAGAACUGGCUUCGAUGGCACCGACCUCUGGCGCCCAGUACCACUGGGUCUCCAUGCUUGCACCACCUAGCUAUAGGAAGAUCCUUGGGUACCUGACGGGAUGGUUGACACUUACAGGCUGGCAGUCACUAGUGGCGUCUGGUGGCUUCGUUACGGGCACCAUGAUCCAAGGCCUCAUCCUACUCACUCAUCCAGAAUACGCAGAGAACUAUCAGAAUUGGCAUGGGACGCUCCUAUUUUGGGGUGUCAUGCUCGCUGGUUACGCAAUCAAUGCAGCUAUCGGUGUUCUUCUCGCUAGGUUCGAGGGUUUUGUAUUGAUUCUUCAUAUUCUUGGAUUUUUUGCUGUUAUUUUCCCAUUAGCCCUUCUGAGCCAGCAUAAUACGCCUGCUGAUGUGUUCGAUACAUUUCUGAAUCUUGGUGGCUGGCAAACACAAGGCUUGUCUUUCAGCAUUGGCAUUAUGGGCAAUGUGUUCGCAUUCCUUGGAGGUGAUGGCGCUAUCCAUAUGUCAGAAGAGAUUCGUAACGCUGCUGUGGUUAUACCUCGCUCCCUUCUCACAGGUCUCGCAAUCAACGGGACAUUAGGCUUUGCCAUGUUGAUCGCUACCUUGUUCUCAAUCGGCGAUAUCGACCAAGCCCUGGCCGAGAACCCUCAAUACCCUUAUAUGGCCAUCUUCAAGCACGCUGUAGGAUCUACGGCCGGCGCGGCGGUAAUGGCUGCCAUCAUCGUGGUGAUGUCAUUCAGUGCUACAACUAACUGUAUAGCGUCGACUUCGCGAUUGUACUGGGCCUUCUCGCGUGAUCGGGCAUUACCUGGAUACACAUACUUGAAGCAAGUUAGUUCUCGCACUGGAAUUCCCAAAUACGCUGUUCUUGUUACGACAGUCAUUGCGAUUCUUCUGUCGCUAGUCAACAUUGGUGACUCGACAGCGUUCAACGGGGUGAUUUCCAUCUCUAUUGCCGGCUUGUUUGGGUCUUACUUCAUUGCUGCUGCACUACUUCUCUACCGCAGAACGACGGGCGGGAUCCGACUGCGACAGGAUGAUGAUGUGCUCACCAACACCAUGGGCUCAGAUUUGACCUGGGGCCCCUGGCGACUUCGUGGGCCGAUGGGUAUCGCCAACAACGCUUUUGCCUGCGCCUAUCUCCUUUACAUUUUCUUCUUCAGCUUCUGGCCUUCGGGUCGCGAAGUUACAGCAGCAACUUUCAACUACUCCGUGUUAGUCUUUGGAUCAGUUCUCUUGUUCUGUCUGGUAUACUAUGCGGGGUGGGCGAGGAAGAUCUAUACUGGCCCGAUCGUUGAAGUGAAUCACUAGAAUCACCUAGCGUAUGGAGGUUAGAAUAUCUGAGUUUGACGACUAGCGACUGGGAGGCAAAUCUGAAUUGUAACGUUAAAACUUCUGUUGUACGGAGGUCCUAAUGGUAGCGAAAGCCUAACCCCUUGACCACCUUGUUCUUUAAACCUAUUUAGUGGAUGUACAGAUUAUCAGCGUAACUGGGACUGGAAAUAAAUGAAAAUGAUAAGAGCAGUUUAUUGUUUUCUGGAAGAUGCGAAAAAGCUAUGAAGUCUCUCUCCUCAGCAUCUUGCCUGACUUUGUUUUUGUCCAAGAUGAAUAGCCAUAUCGAUAGCUGGCACCACAGAUGUUAAUGACCACAUUUCACGUCGUACGUCCGCUUGAUUUCAUAAUCAUCUUGAG
Messenger RNA from Xylaria bambusicola, 2658 nucleotides. RefSeq names its product amino acid transporter-like protein. The transcript is spliced from 5 exons. Gene Ontology annotation, cellular component: membrane. Gene Ontology annotation, biological process: transmembrane transport. Bases 667 to 2277 code for a protein of 536 amino acids. The record is from RefSeq and is a predicted model, not a curated record. NCBI's taxonomy places the organism in Eukaryota, Fungi, Ascomycota, Sordariomycetes, Xylariales, Xylariaceae. Gene Ontology annotation, molecular function: transmembrane transporter activity.